Perkinsus marinus ATCC 50983 is the source of this 1241-nucleotide messenger RNA. RefSeq names its product Nucleosome-binding protein, putative. Lineage: Eukaryota; Perkinsozoa; Perkinsida; Perkinsidae. The transcript has 8 exons. The annotation marks the transcript as partial. The record is from RefSeq and is a predicted model, not a curated record.
GUUUCGAUCCCUACUUUGGCCUCUGUCAGGCUAAGGCUUAUCAUCAUCAUCAAUCACCAGUCGGGGGGCCAAACCUUGUUACUCCCUCGAUUAACGGUUCCGAGGUAGACAAGAGGCAGUUGGACGAGACUCCAAAAGAGGAAGAUGCCAGCUGUAGCGCUGGUGAUCUGAGCACACAUAUUGAGACUCCAUCUCCUGGCAACGCUGUCGCCGAACCGGAAGGCUCGGUUCGUGAUGGAGAGCUACAGGAAGGCUCACUACCAGAUCAUGACUUAUCGAAGGAGGUCCUCGAUGAGGCGGCAGAGGCGACGACGGCCAUUGAUGAUAAAGCCGAUGCCUCGGAUAUCCUACCGGCCAUACCCUUGGACAACUCGGCUGCUGCUACUGGGGAUGACGAUGUGGCUGACGACAAGUGGCAUGGUGAUGAUGAGGAGGCUGGCUGGAAGAGGGGACGAAACUGGUCCAAGUGGGACAAUGGUGAUCGUCGUGGUGGUGGUGGAUGGAAAGGCAAUUGGAAGGGUAAGUGGAAGAAGGAUGAGUGGAAGAAGGAUGAGAAUGGCAAGUGGGUUGAAGUGAAUAAAUCCAAGGAUGAUGAUAAUAACAAUAAUGAUGAGGAUGGUGAGAGUAACGAUAAGGUUGAUGAUAGUAAUGGUACGAAGGAGGAUAAUAACCGUCGAUGGGGUGGUUCCUGGGAGAGGACUCUCGACAAGGACGCUGCUCCUGAGAGUGGAGAGAGUGAGGAUGGGAAGGCCAAGGAGACCAAGGAAGAGCGGAGGAAGAGGCGACAAGAGGAAGCUGCUAAGUUCGCCGACCCCGACGUGAUAGCUGAGCUGGAGAGGGACUACGCCAUGACGCUCUCUAAAGUUGUGGAUGAGAAGAGGAAGUUCCAGGAGAAGUUCGAGCAGCUAUCUCGUGUCAUCCAGGCUGCUGAGGUCCGCCAGAAGGAUAUGAAUUUGGCUGGACAUAACUUAAUUCAUCAACUCAAGGCUGCACUCGAGGACUUCGAUAAAGCAGACCAGGGUCAAGGCGGGGCUAUGGAGGAGGCUGUCAAGACUAUCCCGGGGGCUAAUUCGCAAGAAGUUGACAACAGUGCACCUGCUGGUUUUGAAUGGCGUCAUGUCGAGAAAGUCGGCAUUAGCUCCCGCGGCCCUCCUUUACCAUCACAGGAGGAGAUCUAUGCCCAAGCUGUGAACUUUGGCCAGGUCCACUCGUAUAGUGAUAGAUGGGGAGAAUUCCUCUGA